AUGCAGCAGCUCAGCAGCAGCAGCAGCAGCAGCAGGAGCAGCAGCAGGAGCAGCAGCAGCAGCAGCAGCAGCAGCAGUGAUGUGGAGAGAGGUGGUGGGUCUCGGUUGUCUCCUGCUGCGCUGCUGCUUGCUGCAGCAGAAGCUGUCGUUGCAGACACCGCCCCCCAGUACAGGCCUAAGCUGCGCACGAGAGCAGCAGCAGCAGCAGCAGCAGCAGCAGCAGCAGGAGCAGCAGCAACAGGAGCAGCAGCAGCAGCAACAGCAGCAGAAGGCUGCCUGCCAACUGAUGCAGAAGUAGAGGCCUUCGUCGCUCAUAUGGCUGCUCUGGACGCAGCAGUUGAGGAGCAGCAGCAGCAGCAGCAGCAGCAGCAGCAACAGCAGCAGCAGCAGCAGCAGCAGCAGCAGCAGGAAGAUAGAAGCGAAGCAGCAGCAAACAAUAACAUCAUCGACUGGCAGCAGCUAGCUAAAGAGGAGAAACCCAAAACUAAACUAAACCUCACCGCGGCCUAUGCGAGCUGCAUGCGUCUGUACUCUUCUGUGCCGCCUUUUGCUGCUGCUGCUGUUUGUUUGUUGGGUUUAGUUGCUGCUGGAGAUGCAGCAGCAGCAGCAGACAGCAGCAGCAUAAAACAAAUAUCUAUUCAACGGUUCGCGCACCAGCUGCGGCUGUUUCGUCUGUCUCCUCAAGCAGCAGAUGGAGAGCUGCAGCAGCUGCCGCGCAUGCAGCAGCUGCUGGACGUGCUGCAGGCCAAGGGUUUGCUGCUGCCAUCGGAGACAGACAGCAGCAGCAGCAGCAGCAGCAGCAACAGCAACAGCAGCAGCAGCAGCAGCAGCAAUGGAAGCACAAGCAGCACGAGCCCGUUAAGUGCUAGACUCCCCCAGACGCAGGUAAAGCUACCGCCGCCACCGCAGCAGCAGCAGCAGCAGCAACUGCAGCAGCAGCAGCAGCAGCAGCAGCAGCAGCAGCAGCCUGCUUCAGUCGCCAUAAGAAGACAAGGAGGGACAUACACAUAUAUCGCUACAGAUCUUGCUGCGCUUAAAGCCAGGGUGGAGGCGGGGAACGACUGGGUGUUGCUGGUUACAGACGAGCAGCAAAACCCUCACUUCCGGCGUCUCUUCUCUUUGGGGGGUUUUAUCGUCAGCAACAAAACCCUAAAAGAAACAAACCACAAACAAAACCCUCUGCUGCAGCUGCUGCUGCAUGCACACCAGCAGCAACACCAGCAGCAGCAGCAGCAGCAGCAGCAGCAGCAGCAGCAGCAAUGGCAGCGGCCGGAGCACCUGUGCCAGCACCGCCCGGACCAGCACCAGCAGCAACCGCAGCAGCAGCAACAGCAACAGCAGCAGCAGCAGCAGCAACCGCAGCAGCAGCAACAGCAGCAGCAGCAGCAGCAGCAGCAGCAGCAGCAGCAGCAACCUGAGGUGUAUGUACAGCACCUGGGUAUUGGGGUCGUAAAGGGCCCCACAGGAGAGAAGCUCGCCUCAAGAGCAGCAGCAAGCAACCUGCUGCAGCUAACUGAAACUGUGCUGCAGUCGACGGAGAAGGAGCUGAGACAAAGACACCCCGGGCUCUCUGCUGCCGCUCUCAGGCAAAGAGCAGAAGCUAUAACAGCAGCAGCAGCUGCUGCAGCGGGUAGAGGGCACGAAGCAACAGCAGCAGCAGCAGCAGCAGCAGCAGCAGCAGCAACAGUUUGUUAA
This is a messenger RNA of Eimeria mitis, 1695 nucleotides long. Its product is annotated as arginyl-tRNA synthetase, putative. Gene Ontology annotation, biological process: arginyl-tRNA aminoacylation; mitochondrial translation. The record is from RefSeq and is a predicted model, not a curated record. The transcript has 6 exons. Gene Ontology annotation, molecular function: ATP binding; arginine-tRNA ligase activity. The coding region runs from base 1 to 1695 and encodes 564 amino acids. Lineage: Eukaryota; Apicomplexa; Conoidasida; Eucoccidiorida; Eimeriidae. Gene Ontology annotation, cellular component: mitochondrion.